Oryza brachyantha (malo sina) is the source of this 878-nucleotide messenger RNA. RefSeq names its product putative germin-like protein 3-2. The coding region runs from base 29 to 706 and encodes 225 amino acids. The record is from RefSeq and is a predicted model, not a curated record. Gene Ontology annotation, molecular function: manganese ion binding. Gene Ontology annotation, cellular component: plasmodesma; cell wall. The transcript is spliced from 2 exons. Lineage: Eukaryota; Viridiplantae; Streptophyta; Magnoliopsida; Poales; Poaceae. Gene Ontology annotation, biological process: regulation of root development; plasmodesmata-mediated intercellular transport.
UACAGCCUAGCUAGGUGCUUCAAGUGCCAUGGCCAAGCUCCUCGCCACCUUCGUCGUCGUCGUCUUCUUCCUGGGGCUCGCCGCCACCACGCUCGCCGGCGACCCGGACAUGCUCCAGGACAUCUGCGUCGCCGACUACAAGUCCCUUCAGGGCCCGCUGCGGUUGAACGGGUUCCCGUGCAAGAGGCCGGAGAACGUGACGGCGGACGACUUCUUCUUCGGCGGGCUGACGAACCCGGCCGGGAACGCCGCCGUGGGGUCGGUGGUGACGCCGGCGAGCGUGGAGAACUUGCCGGGGCUGAACACGAUGGGGGUGUCCAUGGCGAGGAUCGACUACGCGCCGUGGGGGGUGAACCCGCCGCACACCCACCCGCGCGCCGCCGAGGUCAUCUUCGUCCUCGAGGGCUCCCUCGACGUCGGCUUCAUCACCACCGGCGGCGGCAACAACACGCUCUUCGCCCGCACCGUCCGCAGGGGUGAGGUCUUCGUCUUCCCCCGCGGCCUCGUCCACUUCCAGAAGAACAACGGCGGCUCGCCGGCCGCCGUCGUCUCCGCCUUCAGCAGCCAGCUCCCCGGCACGCAGUCCGUCGCCGAGACGCUCUUCGGCGCCGCGCCGCCGGUGCCGUCCGACACGCUGGCCAGGGCGUUCCAGAUCGACGCCGGCACGGUCGAGCUCAUCAAGUCCAAGUUCCCGCCCAAGCACUAGGCUGCCGGCACCGGCGAACUUGCUCGCGCUACGUACCAUGCAUCGUCGUCGUCCUGGGUCUCUGUAGUGCGUACUUCAUAAAAUUUUAGUUUGCAUUUUCUUCAUGACCUACGUACCCUACCUACGUAGGGAGGCGUAUGUAUCUGUCUGUUGCACUAAUAAAUGAGUUUUU